UGCGUUUUGGAUCGAAAUUUAAAAUUAUAAAGUUGCUAUGACAACGUUUUGCGUGUGAUUUAUUUCAUAUAAUCUGAAAGACAGCUUCUUUUUAGUUAAUUAUAAAUGCUAAAAUACAAGAUGUAUUAAUAAUAAUAAAAUAUAAAAGCAGGCUGAAAACAUAGACAAUGGGAGAUAAAGAGGAUGUAGACACUCGUUUGGAGAUUAUGAGCGAAUACAUACUAAAAUCGCUCAAACAGAAGGUCGAUAAAUGGGCGAAAUUUAUAUCGGGCGACGAAAGACAUGUUUUAUUUAGAUUCUUUGACAUGCCUAAAUACGAAAUCAUAGUAUUUCGAAUGAACACAGCGGGUAUGCUCACAUGUUCCACCAGUUUUCCUCCAAUAAGUAGAGGAAAAAUGAUAUAUUUUCUCAGAAAUAUCGAUGACAAAAUAACUCAGGCAAAUUUCCGCCAGGCUCUGACUAUUGGGGAGAUGUCUGGUAACGUGUUGAUGGAUAUAAGUGUGAUGGCGGACGAAGUUAUUGGACCGCUGCUGUGUAACCCUGAAAACCAGAAAGGAUGGCCGAAGAUAGUGCAGAACGAUAUGAAGAGACAUGUUAACGAUUUGAGAAAUUUGAUGACACAGUUGAAAGGAGAAAUGGCCAGUCAAGUGAUGUUACCGAUGCCAGCAGGUGUCGAAAGUAUUUACCACGCGGAAGCUCGGUUAAAAGAAAGUGACGGAGAGGACGUGGAUUUGUACCUUAAAACCAACAUAGAAGGCGCCAUUAUAAAAUGGGCACAGCAAGUCCACGAUUUAUUGAAAGAAGAUUCGUAUAUAGCGUUUAAACGGACAAAGUUCCCGCUACCGAAUGCGGACGUGGAGUUCUACACACAACGUCUCCGAAAUCUCGAAGGCAUAUACUCCCAACUAAGGGAUCCUCGCGUCAAGCGCAUGGCUCACUACCUCGAGUCCACCCGUAGCGUGUACCUCAGCUGCUUCAAGUCCAUGCUCACUAACGUUGUUGCUGCUAUAGUAGAAUGUCGCGACAUAUACGUGUAUCAGAAACCUUUAGUUAUACACUUUGAAACGUUCGAGGGCACGGACUUUUCCGAUGCAAAGAACCUCAUUCGUCCGAUGUUCCAUUGUAUAGGCUUGCUGUGGGGUAAUUCCCGAUAUUAUUGCAACGUGGAGAAAUUAAUACCUCUCUUGCGUGAAGUGUGCAACCUGGUGAUACAGCAGUGUACUAAUUCGACAGACCCGUCGUCUAUAUUCCAAGGUGAUGCGGAAGAGCAGUUACUUAAAAUGAGAAAAGCUAUCGGUAUCUUGAAUCAUUUUAUAGAUACUUACGAAAUGAAUCGUGACAAAGUGCAUACGUUCUUUCCGCCCGGCGUGAUGCCGGUACGUUGGUCUUUCGACUUCGAUCGCGUGUUCAUGAGAUUCAACGUGUACAUGAAGCGAUUGAAAAUGAUCGAGAACAUUCUAGAAGCUACCGUUGAAAUCAUGAAAUUAGAGAAGGUAGAAUUCUGUGGUUUACGUGGAAAAAUAUUGAGCACUGAGUGUAUAAAGGUGUUAGAAGAGUACACUUUGAUAUAUCAAAAUCUAGGGAAUAUCACGUAUGAUCCCGCGGAUCCGGAAUCUGAAAUAUUUCUUCCUGAUUAUCAUAAACAUAUGGGUGUACUAGAAGAUGUGGACAGACGACUUGCAUCAUUGUUUUCACAGGGUCUAGACGAGUGCCAUAAUUUAGAGCAUUUCUUUAAGUUCUUCCAAAUUAUCGGAGAUCUGUUUCAUCGCCCGUUAAUUAAACAAGAAUUGCAACCGAAAUUGCCGAUGCUUUUGGAUUUCAUGCACAGCAAUUUGGAUGCUGUAAAGGAGAUAUUUGACGAGGAAAUGUCUAAAUUAACUAAAGGUCCUGAGAGGCCGAUGGUCGAUCUUUAUUUACCACCAGUUGGUGGCGUGCUUUGGUGGGUUAAUAAAUUGCGUCGAAGAAUUCAAAUGCCGAUGGAAGAUUUUAUUCUGUUUGAAGAUCCGAUAAUAGAGGUGGAAUAUGCAAUGUAUAUGAAACAAAAACACAAUGAAAUGUUAGGUUACUUGAACUCGCUGGAGGACAAACAAUUCAAGCAGUGGUCUGGCACGGUGUCUCCGAUUUGUAAGCUGCAUUUAGCGAAGAAUCUUAUUUACCGAGAUCCACCAUUUGUUAGAAACAAUUUUAGUCCUGAGCUUGUUAUGUUGUUGCGUGAAAUACGCUACAUGAAAUAUUUAGACAAGCAAGGUAUACCAGCUGAAGGGCUUGAGCUAUAUGCUCGGAAUGAAAAAUUGCAGUACGAUAUGAACCGCUUAAAUCGCGCUAUAUCAUGGUAUAAUGCGAUCCGUGAAGGUAGCCACGAGACAGAAGUGGCUUUAAUCGAGAAAGAGAUUUAUGCUAUUGAUCAACUCCUUGGUCGAGGGGUUGAAGAGCUAACCUGGAAUGAUGAUUUUACCGAAUGGAUGGCAGAAGUGUACGCAGCUAUCAAUACGCUGCAAGAACGAGUGUUGACUGCACAGAACAACGUGAAGCGUGGUCUGGCUAACAUUGCCGCAUGGGGGGACAAACCACUGCACAACCGUAAGGAGAAUCCUGAUAAAAUGGAGUUGUUGGCUGUGAAUGAACGACAUCCUAGGUUUUUGAAGAGGCGUAGUGUGAUAUUAGACAGUCAUCAGGAGUUCAUCGAUAUUCUUAAGGUCAAUUACAAGCUAUUUUUCAACAUUCAAGACGAAGAAGAGGCUGAAGAAGAAGAGGAAGUGUUCGAAGAAGUCGAUGAGUCAACAUUAGACGAAGACGAGAAAGCAGCUCGCGCCGCCAAACUCGCUGCGAUAGAACAACGACGCGAGGAGAGACGACUCAUUCGGGAAGAGAAACAGAGGAUGAAAGAGGAGGCUGCUCAGAUCAAGUUUGAGAGGCGAGAGGCUCGAAGAUUAAAGCGGGAAGCCAAGGAAGCGGAGAGAGCAGAGAGACAGGCGCUUAGAGAUGCUGGUGAAGAAAUAGAAUCGCCGGCCGAAGAAGAAGAGGAAAUCGAUGAUCCCGAAGAACUUGCUGACAUUGAAGCUGAAAAACGGGAAAUGGAGGAGGAGGCGUUUAGAGCGGAGCGUUGGCCCGCCUAUGUCAGAUACGUUGAUUCAUUGGUAUCAAAACAAGUAAUGAAAGCUAUACAAUCGAGCUUAGAUUUGUUCGAGAGGCAAACCGACUUGGAGAAAGGGCCAAGGGUGGCAUUUAUGGAAAUAUUAGCAGAACUUAAAGAUCCAGAUAUAUUUUUCUCUCCAUCUCUGGAUAUGGAUGAUGAAGACGGUCUGUACGAUACUCUAAGAGAAAUGAUGAAGGAUAUGUUCCUCCAGGCUACAUUGUUCCCGAGGAUAGAUCCUAUAGUGCCGAUACCUACGUAUGAAGAUGACAUUGUUGCCGAAGAAGCUAUGAUCGACUUGUACCACGAAAUAUUAAAGAGGAUUGAAAACAGUAUUAACGACGUGGUGCAGUACGCAUCGAAAUACGAGAAAUAUACUUCCUUAUGGAUGGAAGACAGACAAGAAGUUUUAGCUGGGUUUCUGAAAUACGGCCGCGUCAUACCUCCUGAGGAGUUCGACAAGUACAAAUAUGAAUAUGGCACCGAUCCACCUGAAGCUAAGCCGAAAUUAGAACAAUAUCAAAAAGAGAUUGAUAAAUUUAACGCAAUGUACGAUGAAGUAGCUGCACUACCCGGCGAUUAUCUUUGCAACGGCUGGUUAAAACUCGACCUGAGGCGGCUGAACCAAGCUAUUAUGAAUAUCGUUUGUAAGUGGAGUAAUUUGUACAAACAGAACUUGAAAGAUCAUGUGCAAAAAAGUUUGGAUGAUCUAGAAGCAUUCAUAGCUUAUGCGAGUAAGGAAUUAUCUGUCGAACUUGAUGAUGAUGAUUACGAAGGCUUGUUGAAAGUGAUGGGCGUGCUGAUCGAAGUGAAGGCGAAGGUUGACGCGGGCACCGAACUGAUGUUCGAGCCGCUUAGAGAUAUUAUCGACGUGCUCAAGGAGUACGGUGUUGACUUUCCAGAGGAAACAUACGAACAGCUGGACGUUCUGCCAGAGCGUUGGCGUAAUCUGGUGAAGUUAGCGACAGUGAUGAAGAACAACGUGGCGCCGUUGCAAGCUGCGCAGGCGGCGCUGAUCGCCAAACGAGUUGCCCUUAUUAACCUGCGGCUUACCAUGUACAGAGAGCAGUUUAAGCUGAAGGAGAUGUUUUUGGAAAGCUGCAAAGAACCGUAUAGUCAAAUUGAUAAAGUGCACCAGGAAUUGGUUGGUUUCGAAGAUAUAGUGGAUUCGUUGAAAAAAUCGUGUGCGUUAUUCGAUAUACAGCCACCAGAUGAAAAGAAUCUAAAGCAAUGUCGACGUGAAUUAAAACUUAUUAAGCAACUGUGGGAUUACUAUCAUCUCGUUAUGGGCACUAUCGAGUUCUGGAAGAAAUCGCCAUGGAAGAAGAUAGACGCAGACGGAAUGGACCAAGAGUGCAAACGAUUCACCAAGGAUCUACGACAGUUAGAUAAAGACAUGAGAGUUUGGGAACCGUACGCUGCAAUAGAGUUUAUCAUAAAGAAUCUGAUGACGUCAUUACGAGCAGUCACUGAUCUACAAAACCCAGCAAUCAAAGAUCGGCACUGGAUCGAACUGAUGAUGGCUACAAAGGUCAAAUUCAAUAUCACCGAUGAUACAACUCUAGCUGAUUUGUUGGCACUGAAUCUGCACAAAUAUGAAGAGGAAGUGAAAACUAUUGUUGACAAGUCUGUUAAGGAAGCGGCAAUGGAGAAGACGCUCAGAGAGUUGGAGGUUACUUGGGCUAUCAUGGAGUUUGAUUACACAACGCACGAUAGAACUGGCAUCAAAUUGCCUAAAGCAAGCGAAGAACUUGUGGAGACCUUAGAAGACAAUCAGAAUCAAGUACAAAAUAUGAUGUCGUCCAAAUUCAUUGGAUUCUAUGAAGUUGAGGUCACGGCGUGGCAAAAGAAACUCGGAACUGCCGAUGCUGUGAUAGCACUAUGGUUCGAAGUGCAAAGAAAAUGGCAAUACUUAGAGAGUAUUUUCGUGGGUUCUGACGAUAUAAGAUCACAGUUGCCAGAAGACUCCAAGAGAUUUGACGGCAUUGAUAAAACUUUCAAGGAGUUGCUUAAAGACAUUGCAGCUACUCCGAACGUCGUGCAAGCGACCAACAAGCCGGGCCUGUUAGACAAGCUCGAGGAGCUGAUGAGGGCGCUCAAUUUGUGCGAGAAAGCUCUCAACGACUACUUGGAAACAAAGAGAUUGGCGUAUCCUCGUUUCUAUUUCGUUUCUUCUGCCGAUUUGCUUGAUAUCUUGUCGAACGGUAAUAAUCCGCCAGCUGUAUGCCGUCACCUCACCAAGCUGUACGAUAAUUUGGCAAAGCUUGUGUUCCCUAAAGCUGGCAGCAAACAUGCGUUUGAGAUGAUAUCGAAAGAGAACGAAGAACACGUUCCAUUUAAAGCACCCUGUUGCGACUGUUCAGGAAAGGUAGAGUUAUGGCUAAACCGUGUGACUGACUGCAUGCGGUACACCCUCCGCGACAUAUUCGAGCACUGCGUGAAGUCGUACGAGGACAAGUCCCGCGACGAGUGGGUGUUCGACUGGCCCGCGCAGCCCGCGCUGGUCGGCACGCAGAUCUGGUGGACCACGGAAACCAACCAGGCGUUCGAGAAGUUAGAGGAAGGAUACGAGAACGCCCUAAAAGAUUACCAAAAGAAACAAAUCGCUCAGUUGAAUGCGUUGAUUAUACUGUUGUUGGGAGACUUGACAGUCGGCGACAGACAGAAGAUCAUGACCAUUUGUACCAUCGACGUACAUUCGAGAGACGUGGUAGCCAAGCUCAUUGUGGCUAAAGUGGAGACUUCUAAUGCAUUCCAGUGGCAGAGUCAACUGCGGCAUCGAUGGGAUAAUAAUCUUAACAACUGCUUUGCUAAUAUUUGCGAUGCGCAAUUCCUCUAUGAUUAUGAAUAUUUGGGGAACACGCCUCGUCUUGUUAUCACACCACUGACUGAUCGAUGCUACAUUACACUGACUCAGAGUCUUCACUUGGUAAUGGGUGGUGCACCAGCGGGACCGGCCGGGACUGGCAAAACGGAAACAACCAAAGACUUGGGCAGAGCCCUCGGUAUCAUGGUCUACGUGUUCAAUUGCUCCGAACAGAUGGACUACAAAAGUUGCGGAAAUAUUUACAAAGGUUUGGCUCAGACGGGAGCGUGGGGUUGCUUCGACGAGUUCAAUAGGAUUUCAGUAGAAGUACUGUCUGUAGUGUCGGUACAGGUGAAAAGUUUGCUCGACGCCAUUAAAACUAAGAAGAAGAAGUUCGAUUUCAUGGGCGAGUACAUCACUAUCAUACACACAGUCGGUAUGUUCAUUACUAUGAAUCCAGGAUACGCGGGAAGAACCGAAUUGCCUGAGAACUUGAAAGCUCUAUUUAGACCCUGCGCCAUGGUAGUACCCGACUUUGAGUUGAUCUGCGAGAUCAUGUUGGUGGCUGAAGGGUUCCAGGAGGCGCGUCUUUUGGCGCGUAAAUUCAUUACGCUCUACAUGUUGUGUCGAGAACUGCUGUCCAAACAGGAUCAUUAUGAUUGGGGCUUGAGGGCCAUUAAAUCUGUGCUUGUCGUCGCGGGCUCUUUGAAGAGAGGUGACCGCUUGAGACCUGAAGAUCAAGUACUCAUGAGAGCCUUGCGAGAUUUCAACAUACCUAAGAUCGUGACGGACGACACGCCUGUGUUCAUGGGUCUGAUUGGAGACUUGUUCCCCGCACUAGAUGUGCCCAGGAAACGGGACCUGGACUUUGAAAAAAGCUUAGUGGAUGGGGCCAUAUCUAUGAAGUUACAGCCGGAGGCAGGAUUCAUUUUGAAGAUGGUACAAUUGGUGGAGUUAUUUGCUGUAAGGCAUUCUGUAUUCAUCAUCGGAUUUGCUGGCACCGGAAAAUCAAUGGUAUGGCAAUGUUUGUACAAAACGUACGCUAUGCUAAAACUGAAACCGUUUUACAACGAUUUGGACCCGAAGGCCGUCACUAAUGACGAGCUGUUUGGUAUUAUUAAUCCAGCUACUAGAGAAUGGAAAGACGGACUGUUCUCGACGAUCAUGAGAGACAUGGCCAACAUGCCCGGAGAUGGGCCAAAGUGGAUUGUACUCGAUGGUGAUAUUGAUCCUAUGUGGAUUGAAAGUUUGAAUACUUUGAUGGAUGAUAAUAAAGUAUUGACGUUAGCCAGUAACGAGCGAAUUGCGUUGACGAAAUCUAUGAGAUUGUUGUUCGAAAUAUCGAAUUUAAGAACUGCUACGCCAGCUACUGUGUCCAGAGCUGGGAUUUUGUACAUAAACCCUCAGGAUUUGGGCUGGAAUCCGUUCGUAGCGUCAUGGAUAGACACAACGCGUGAUGAUGAAUCAGAAAAGGCGAUGUUGACGGUGAUGUUCGACAAAUAUAUUCCAUCAUUACUGGAAUCGUGCAAGAAGUACAAACGGAUCACACCACUAACGGAACUUCAGCAGAUACAACUCACUUGCUAUCUGCUCGAGUGUUUCCUGAAUAAAUCAUUACUGCCAAGCGAUUGUCCUAAGGAAUGGUAUGAAACCUAUUUCGUGUUCUCCGUCGUCUGGGGAUUCGGUUCCGGUCUUUUCCAAGAUCAGCUCUGCGAUUGGCGCAAUGAAUUCAGCAAGUGGUUCUGCAAUGAAUUCAAACAGAUCAAGUUUCCGUCCAGUGGGAACGUUUUCAGUUUUUUUAUUGAUCCGGAAACUAAAAAAAUGCUACCAUGGUCGGAAAGAGUAGAAACUUUCGAGUUAGACCCAGAUUUACCGUUGCAGUCAUGCUUGGUAUCCACUUCUGAGACGACGCGUAUAAGGUUCUUCAUGGAUUUGCUGAUCGCUAAACAGAAGCCAGUCAUGUUAGUCGGCAGCGCCGGCAGUGGAAAAACAGUCAGUGUCGCGGCUAAACUGAAUUCACUUCCUGAUUCUUAUGCUAUUACUAAUGUGCCUUUCAAUUUCUAUACUACGUCCGAAAUGAUGCAAAAAGUUUUGGAAAAGCCUCUGGAAAAGAAGUCCGGCCGUAACUUUGGCCCUCCCGGCAGCAAAUUUAUGAUUUACUUUGUGGACGAUUUGAAUAUGCCUGAGGUAGACACAUAUGGCACAGUGCAACCUCACACUAUGAUAAGACAAUUUAUGGAUUAUAAGCACUGGUAUGACAGACAGAAAUUGAGUUUGAAGGACAUCUCAAAUUGCAUGUUUGUAGCAUGCAUGAAUCCUACUGCGGGUUCCUUCACAAUUGAUCCUCGUCUUCAGAGGCAUUUCUGUACAUUUGCUGUUAGUUUCCCCGGUCUAGACGCCUGCUUCCACAUCUACAAGCAGAUUCUGUCGCAGCACUUGAACAAUCCUCUGAACAAGUUCGUGCUGGUGGUGCAGCGGUACGCGGAGAUCCUCGUCAACGCCGCGCUCGCCCUCCACAACAAACUAGCCACGAUGUUCCUACCGACCGCUAUCAAGUUCCACUACAUCUUCAACUUGAGGGAUUUGUCCAAUAUAUUCCAAGGCAUGCUAUUUACAACUGGUGAUGCGAUUAAAACACAAUCAGAAUUGAUAAGACUGUGGAUGCAUGAGGCGACUCGUGUGUACUCAGACAAACUUGUCGAUGCUGUGGACAAUGAGAACUUCCAAAAACUUAUCGCUGAAGUUAUCAAGAAGAACUGUGAGGAAUUCGACGAAAAUGUGGUGUUCGAAAAACCUUUAAUUUAUUGCCACUUUGCGGAAGGUGUGGGAGAUCCCAAAUAUUUCCCAAUCAAAGACUGGCCGCACAUCAAAAAAUUAUUGGACGAAUCUCUGGCGGGUUACAACGACCUUGUCGCCACCAUGAAUCUUGUGCUAUUCGAUGACGCCAUGUAUCAUAUCUGCAGGAUCAACCGUAUUCUUGAGGCACCGAGGGGCAAUGCUCUGUUGGUUGGAGUCGGAGGCUCUGGGAAGCAGUCGCUCUCUAGACUGUCCGCUUUCAUAUCUUCGCUAGAAGUGUUCCAACUGCAAUUGCGAAAAGGAUAUGGGAUCAAUGAUCUUAAACUUGACUUAGCAACGUUAUAUAUCAAAGCCGGCUUAAAGAAUCUUGGCAACGUAUUCCUUAUGACUGAUGCUCAGGUUGCAGAAGAACGGUUUUUGGUAUUGAUAAAUGAUUUGCUCGCUUCCGGUGAGAUACCGGAAUUAUUGGCCGAUGAUGAGACGGAAAAUAUCAUUAAUGGUGUCAGAGGAGAGACUAAAGCUUCCGGUGUCCCCGACACGCGAGAGAAUUGUUGGAGAUUCUUUAUUAACCGCGUCAGGUCAAUGUUAAAGGUAGUGUUAUGCUUCUCACCGGUGGGUGCCACACUCCGAGUGAGGGCUCGUAAGUUUCCCUCGAUAGUGAACUGCACCGCCAUCAACUGGUUCCACGAGUGGCCGCGGGAAGCCUUGCGCUCCGUGUCCAAGCGAUUCCUUGCUGAAGUUGAAUCACUACCGCCACAUUUGGUCGAGCCAGUAUCGGACUUUAUGUCUCACGUGCAUCAAAGCGUCAAUCAAAUGUCGGCGGUGUAUUUUCAAAACGAGAAGCGGUACAAUUAUACGACACCUAAGACUUUCUUAGAGCAAAUUGCUCUUUACACCAAACUGCUUAAUGAGAAAACUAAGAAUUUAAAGAUGAUGAUCACUAGACUGGAGAAUGGUUUGGAGAAAUUGGCGUCUUGCGCUGCUGAUGUUGCUGUAUUGAAGGUAACUCUCGCUGAGCAAGAAAUUAUACUAAAAGAGAAGAACCGAGCAGCAGAAGCGCUUAUUGACGUAGUUGGUGCUGAAAGCGAAAAAGUGUCCAAGGAAAAAGCAUUUGCUGCCGAGGAGGAAAAGAAAGUCAAAGUGAUUGAAGAGGACGUAACGAUAAAGGCAAAGAUUUGCGCGGACGACUUAGCGAAGGCAGAGCCCGCUCUGAUCGCCGCUCAAGAAGCCUUAAACACGUUGAACAAGAAUAAUUUAACAGAGUUGAAGUCCUUCGGCUCGCCGCCAGAUGCCGUAGUCAACGUCACGGCGGCGGUGCUGGUGCUGUUCUAAAAAGGAAAAAUACCCAAAGAUCGAUCUUGGAAAGCUUGCAAACUUAUGAUGGCAAAAGUGGAUCAAUUCUUGUACGAUUUGGUGUACUAUGAUAAAGAAAAUAUACAUCCUGAUGUAAUAAAGGCAGUUCAACCGUACAUCAAGAACCCCGAGUUCAACGCUGAAUUCAUAAUGUCGAAGUCGGCCGCGGCGGCGGGACUGUGCGCGUGGGUCAUCAACAUCUGCAAGUUCUACGACGUGUAUGUCGUCGUCGAGCCCAAGCGACGCGCCCUCAACCAAGCCAACGCAGAGCUGCAGGCCGCCAGAGAUAAGUUGUCGUUCCUCACUGACCAGAUUAUGGAAUUAGAGGAGAAAUUAGGAGGUCUAAUGAAAGCUUUCCAAGAAGCCGUCAAUGAAAAGAUGAAAUGUCAAGCAGAGGCUGACGCUACGAAUGCUACUAUUGAUUUGGCUAAUAGACUGGUCAAUGGUUUAGCCUCGGAGAAGAUCAGAUGGUCAGCCACGGUAGUAAAUUUGAAAGAGUCUGGAAUAAUGUUGCCGGGCGAUGUGCUGUUGGUCACGGCGUUCAUAUCGUAUGUGGGUUGCUUCAUGCGCGGCUACCGGCAGCAACUCAUGAACGACGAUUGGAUUCCUACUUUACAAAAGACAAACCCUAAAAUCGAUACAACCGAGGGGUUAGAACCGUUGUCAAUGUUGACUGAUGAUGCGCAAGUGGCAUGUUGGAACAACGAAGGUUUACCAACGGACUCGAUGAGCACAGAGAAUGCCACGAUCCUAACCAACUCGGCGCGAUGGCCGCUGAUGAUCGACCCGCAGUUGCAAGGUCUAAAGUGGAUUAAGUCAAAGUUCGGCGACGCUUUGGUGACGAUCCGUCUGACACAACGAAAUUAUCUGGAUCGUAUCGAACGCGCUGUUACAAACGGUGACGUGGUUAUGCUGGAGAAUAUCGGCGAGACCGUGGACGCUGUGCUUGAGCCGCUCCUCGGACGUGUGCUCAUACGCAAGGGUCGUGUGCUAAAGAUCGGAGACAGAGAAAUUGACUACCAUCCGAAUUUCCGUCUUGUGAUACAGACCAAGUUGGCAAAUCCUCAUUACCAACCUGAAAUGCAGGCGCAAUGUACUCUUAUCAAUUUCACCGUUACGAGAGAUGGCCUCGAAGAGCAGUUGCUAGGCGAGGUGGUAAAAGCAGAGAGACCAGAUUUAGAAUCUCUAAGAGCUGGUCUGACGAAACAACAAAAUGAUUUCAAAAUCACACUCAAAACACUCGAAGAUGAUUUGCUAAAAAGGCUUGCGACAGCAGGUCCCGAUAUAUUGAGCGAUUCGGCGCUGGUGAUCAAUUUGGAGACCACCAAGAAAACGGCCGCCGAUAUUGAGAUAAAAGUCGAGGAAGGCAAGACCACUGCCAUUAAAAUUGACGAGGCUCGAGAAAGAUAUAGACGAGCAGCCUGUCGCGCCUCACUUCUCUACUUUAUUCUGAACGAUUUAUACAAGAUCAACCCGAUGUACCAGUUCUCGCUUAAGGCGUACAGUGUGGUGUUCAAGGAUGCGCUGCAACGUGCCGAGCCCGCUGACGAUCUGGAGGGGCGCGUGCGCAACCUGCUUGAUAGCAUCACAUUCUCUGUCUUCGUCUAUACUAGCAGGGGGCUAUUCGAAAGGGACAAAUUGGUGUUUUUGUUCUUGGUGACUUUGCAGAUACUACAAGUAGAUGGUAAACUUGAUACACGGGAAUUGGAUUUCCUUCUAAAAUAUGCGGUGGCGCCCGAAGUGUCGCCGUAUCCGUGGCUAUCUAAUAACUCUUUCGGAGGAAUUAUGGCACUGGCUAAGAUGGACGCGUUCGAAAACCUCGACAAGGACAUUGAAGGCGCAUCCAAAAGAUGGCAAAAGUAUGCGGACGGCGAAGCUCCCGAGAGAGACAAGUUACCAGGCGAAUGGAAAAACAAAACUCCAUUACAACGUCUCUGCAUAAUGCGGGCGUUACGGCCCGACAGAAUGUCUUACGCUUCAAACGCAUUUUGUGAAGAGAAUUUGGGCACGAAAUACGUUGAAGCUCGAACUCCACCGCUCGAGAAAUCAUAUCAAGAAAGUAACGCGACUACUGCCAUGUUCUUUAUACUGUCUCCCGGUGUAGAUCCCUUGAAGGAUCUAGAAAAGUUAGGUCGCAGGCUAGGCUUCUCGACGGACAAGAAGAAUUUCCACAUCGUGUCUCUAGGCCAGGGCCAAGAAGUAGUGGCUGAGGAGGCGAUGGGCGUCGCUGCAGUCAACGGCGACUGGGUCAUAUUGCAGAACAUUCACUUGGUCGCCAAGUGGCUCGCCACUCUGGAAAAGAAGAUGGAAGAGACGUUUGAGAACCCCCUGCCGGAAUAUAGAUUGUUCUUAAGCGCUGAACCGGCUGGGGAUCCCGCAUACCACAUCAUACCGCAAGGUAUUCUAGAGUCAGCCAUCAAGAUAACCAACGAACCGCCAAUCGGCAUGUGGGCAAAUUUGCAUAAGAGUUUAGAUAACUUCAGUCAAGAGACCCUCGAAAUGUGCAGCAAGGAAGCCGAAUUCAAAGCCAUACUAUUCGCGCUCUGCUAUUUCCACGCAGUGGUGGCCGAAAGACGUAAAUUCGGUCCUCAAGGAUGGAACAGAGUAUAUCCAUUUAAUUUCGGCGAUCUGACAAUUUGCGUGUACGUAUUAUACAAUUACCUGGAGGCGAAUCCUCGCGUGCCGUGGGAGGAUCUGAGGUAUUUGUUCGGAGAGAUCAUGUACGGUGGCCACAUCACUGAUGAUUGGGACAGAAGACUGUGCAGAACGUUCUUACUGGAAUACAUGCAACCAGAAUUGGUUGAUGGCGAACUGCAACUAGCGCAGGGCUUUAUAUCACCUCCCAACUCCGACUAUGUCGGUUAUCAUCAAUACAUAGACGAUUACUUGCCAGACGAGACGCCCUAUCUCUACGGACUUCAUCCAAAUGCUGAAAUCGGAUAUUUGACUACGGUAUCUGAACGACUGUUUAAGGUGGUGUUUGAAAUGCAACCCAGAGACGCUGGAGCACAAGCUGGCGGUGGCGCUACUAAAGAAGAAAUCGUGCGGUUCAUGCUAGAGGACAUUCUAGACAGAGUUCCAGAACCGUUUAACUUGGUCGAGUUGAUGGGCAAGGUAGAAGAGCUGACGCCGUAUACUAUCGUAGCGCUGCAGGAGUGCGAACGAAUGAACCGUCUCAUGGGAGAAAUACGAAGAUCGCUGAAGGAGUGUGAGCUCGGGCUAAAGGGCGAGUUGACUAUCAGCAGUGACAUGGAAAGGCUUAUGGAAUCUCUGUUCAUGGAUAAAGUCCCAGAUUCCUGGACUAAGCUCGCAUACCCCAGCUUGCUGGGUCUCGCCGCAUGGUUUUCCGAUCUUUGUCUUCGUCUAUCAGAAUUAGAGAAUUGGUCUGGUGAUUUUAAUCUACCGCCGGCAGUAUGGCUCGCGGGCUUCUUCAACCCGCAGUCAUUCCUCACUGCGAUCAUGCAGCAAACGGCGCGAAAGAACGAGUGGCCCCUCGACAAGAUGUGCCUCAACUGUGACGUCACCAAGAAGAACAGAGGAGAUUUCAACGCUCCGCCACGCGAAGGCGCCAAUAUUUACGGGCUGUACAUGGAAGGCGCGCGCUGGGACACCGCCACCGGCGGCAUCGUCGAGUCGCGCAUGAUGGAGCUCUUCCCGGUCAUGCCCGUCAUUUACAUCAAGGCCGUCACCCAGGACAAGCAGGACACGCGUAAUGUUUAUGAGUGUCCCGUCUAUAAGAUUCGCAUGCGCGGCCCGACGUUCGUUUGGACUUUCAACCUGAAGACGAAGGACAAGCCCACUCGGUGGACGUUAGCGGGCGUCGCCCUGCUGCUUGGCGUGUGAUGCUUUCGACGAGAAUUGUGUUACUAGUUAUAUUUGCGUAGAAUCAUAUUUUAACUUAUUUGUUACUUGAUUGUAUUUUUAAAUAUUUUAUUAGGUUAAUAAAAGUAUUAAACAA
Molecule: messenger RNA, 14046 nt
Organism: Manduca sexta (tobacco hornworm)
Lineage: Eukaryota; Metazoa; Arthropoda; Insecta; Lepidoptera; Sphingidae
Product: dynein beta chain, ciliary
Biological process (GO): microtubule-based movement
Cellular component (GO): dynein complex
Molecular function (GO): ATP binding; dynein intermediate chain binding; dynein light intermediate chain binding
Source: RefSeq, a predicted model, not a curated record